AUGAUGAUGAGGGGAAACAUAAUACACCCUGAUAAGAGGAAAGGUCUUGUUUAUGUUCACCAGUCCAGCGAUUCGUUGAUCCAUUUCUGCUGGAAAGAUCGCCAAUCUGGAAAUGUUGAAGAUGAUUGGAUCAUUUUCCCUUAUGAAUGUGAGUUUGUUCGAGUACCUCAGUGUACCACUGGACGGGUUUUUUUCUCGAAAUUUAAGUUUUUCAACAUGAAACUCAUCUUUGGGAUGCAGGAGCCUAAUACUGACCAGGAUGAAACCUACAGUCAGAAGGUUAACGAAUACCUGAAUAACCCACCCACUCCAGGAUCCCAACAAGAUUUGCAGAGCUUGCUCAGUUCAAUGUCCCGACAGCAACUGAUAAAGUUGUUUGGAAAUGUGGGUGAGGUGUCAUGCCUGUCAUCUCUUCUAAUUCCGUCUGAUGGCAACAUGCUUAGUGGUUCAAGCCGUUCGAGCGAUGCUACAUUUGACUCAGCUUCUCAGGCUCGUUCGGCUGCAGCUAUCUCUGCUGCUACUACGUCCAGUUUCGCAAACGUUGUAGCUAGCAAGGGCGUUACCGCUUCCAUGGUUCAUGAUACGGUUCAGUCACCCCAACUUGGCCAGUCUGUGGGUCUGUCGGUGCCAGCGACUCCAUCAUCCACUGGAGUGCCUUCUCUAGGCAAUUUGACGAAUGAUCAGCAAAUCCUUUCAGGAAUUCAAGUAUUAGAUUCGCCUCUGGAAAGACCCGAAAAACCGUCCGAUUUGUCAUAUGGCUUGAGCCUGAAUGCCAUUCAUGCUAUUCUAAAAAAACCCGACUUAGUGCGCCAACUACGUGAUUGUUUGUUUCCUUCGGACCAGGCUAGCAAGGGCGUUACCGCUUCCAUGGUUCAAGAUACAGUUCAGUCACCCCAACUUGGCCAGGUUUACGAAGAUGAUUGCAUUUUCCAAAGAGAAGUUACCUUUGUACCCGGCCUUUAUCAAAUCUUUGAUGAACUUCUCGUCAAUGCAGCUGAUAACAAAAUCAAAGACAUCAGCAUGGAUACCAUUCGAGUAGACAUUGAUCUGAAAUCGAACAUCAUUAAGAUAUUUUACAAUGGAGAAGGAAUUCCCGUUGUAUAA
Messenger RNA from Daphnia pulex (common water flea), 1104 nucleotides. Its product is annotated as proteasomal ubiquitin receptor ADRM1-like. Lineage: Eukaryota; Metazoa; Arthropoda; Branchiopoda; Diplostraca; Daphniidae. Gene Ontology annotation, biological process: ubiquitin-dependent protein catabolic process. The transcript has 9 exons. Gene Ontology annotation, molecular function: proteasome binding; endopeptidase activator activity; ubiquitin binding. Gene Ontology annotation, cellular component: cytoplasm; proteasome regulatory particle, lid subcomplex; nucleus. Bases 1 to 1104 code for a protein of 367 amino acids. The record is from RefSeq and is a predicted model, not a curated record.